Molecule: messenger RNA, 1394 nt
Organism: Phragmites australis (common reed)
Lineage: Eukaryota; Viridiplantae; Streptophyta; Magnoliopsida; Poales; Poaceae
Exons: 10
Coding region: 123-1394 (423 amino acids)
Biological process (GO): protein phosphorylation; maturation of SSU-rRNA
Cellular component (GO): nucleus; cytosol; preribosome, small subunit precursor
Molecular function (GO): protein serine/threonine kinase activity; ATP binding
Source: RefSeq, a predicted model, not a curated record
GCUUCAAAGCUGCUAAUGUUUGCACUUAGUAAACUUUGUUGUCGAUCUGACCGGUUAACAAAUGAAACUAUCAGUUGUUGGGUGGACAAGAUUCAUAUUUUACCUCAGUGGAAUAUGUUCUUAUGCCUCGUGAAUUUAGGCAUGGAGGCACAUACAAAGUGCUGAGGAAUCUUUUGAAGGACAAGUUGGUGCAUCAUGAUGCCACUAAAUAUGAUGGAUAUCGACUCACCUACCUUGGGUAUGACUUCCUUGCCAUUAAGACCUUGGUUAAUCGAGGAGUAUUUUCUUCAAUUGGCCGUCAAAUCAGUGUUGGAAGGAUUAUUUCUACUGUAUUACAUCCAGAUAUAUUUGAUGUUGCCACUGAGGAUGGUACGGUGCUUGCCAUGAAGCUUCAUAGGUUGGGCAGGAUAUCUUUUAGGGCCGUCAAAUCUAAGCGUGACUAUUUAGUGCAUCGAAGGAGCUAUAAUUGGUUGUACCUCUCACGACUUGCAGCCUUAAAAGAAUUUGCCUUUAUGAAGGCUUUAGGGGACCACGGGUUCCCUGUUCCAACUGCUGUGGAUUGCAAUCGGCAUUGUGUGAUCAUGUGCUUUCUGUUAUGUAAUGUUCAAAUGAAAGAGCUACAAAACCCAGAUGAUGUUUUCGAUACAAUCCUUUGUCUUACUAUUCGCUUGGCAGAGCAUGGGCUGAUACAUUGUGAUUUUAAUAAGUUCAAUAUCAUGAUUGAUGAUGAUGAAAAAGUUAGGGUUAUUGACUUCCUGCAGAUGGUAUCUGUAUCACAUCGUAAUGCCCAGAUGUAUUUUGAUCGAGAUAUUGAGUGUAUCUACAAGUUCUUUAACAAGAGGUUUAAUCUUUCAUCAGAGAAAAGUGAAGAACAAGGUGGAUCCGAAACUGAUGGUGAAGAUAAUGGCAGGCCAUCCUUCCUGUCUAUAGAAAAGUCUGCUGGUUCCUUGGACAAGGAACUAGCUGUCAGUUUAGAAGCCACAGCUUUUGCAAUAUAUUUUGGCGAUGUUUCUCACGACCAUUCUGAUGAGCCUGAUCAUAAUCUUGCCUCAAAGGAUUCUGGUGGACCUGGAACUUUUUCUGAAGAGCAUGGAACAAGUUUUAGUGGCGAGAACAGAUUGAAAAGCCCUCCCUCCGGUAGCAAUGGCAAUGCUAUGGAACCGCUUGAAUCAGGGGGCAAGAUGCUUUCCCAGGGUGAUGAUGAUAAUGACCCAUCGGAAGAUGCUGAUGAUGAGGAAGACGCUGCGCUCACAAGACAACUGAACAAGCAAAGGAAAAAGGCAAUAGCAGCGGCCCAUGGGCGGAGAAGGCCUGUGUCCUCCAGGAAUGCCUACAAGGACAUGGGGAAGGGCACCAUGAACUCCAAAAUCCAGAGACAGGCAUGCAAGGGGUGA